Molecule: messenger RNA, 609 nt
Organism: Contarinia nasturtii (swede midge)
Lineage: Eukaryota; Metazoa; Arthropoda; Insecta; Diptera; Cecidomyiidae
Exons: 5
Coding region: 1-609 (202 amino acids)
Biological process (GO): sensory perception of smell; detection of chemical stimulus involved in sensory perception of smell
Cellular component (GO): plasma membrane
Molecular function (GO): odorant binding; olfactory receptor activity
Source: RefSeq, a predicted model, not a curated record
AUGUUUGAACUAUUCGCUAGCCUCGAAACUGCAAUUGAAAAACGAUUAGUAAAUCCAUCAUCAAAGACCAUGUUCGAGAAAGUAAAUGAAAAGCAUGAAACAUUUGCAACAUUAGUGAUUAAGUCUGGAAAUUUUACGGUGUUAUCUGCUCUUGUGCCGAAUCUUAUGAUCAUGUUGUACAGAAAUUUUACACGAGAAUUGCAUUCUGAAGACUAUAUAUUGCCGCAUCCCGUCUGGUUGCCAUUCUAUUGGAGAGCACCGGCUGGAUAUUUGCUUGCUUGGCUUAUUCAAUCAAAGGAUACCAUCAAUUGGGCAACAUUUAUAUUGGCGCUUUUGAAGCUUUAUUGGUCGUUUUUGUUAAUAUUCUUAUUUUGUUACUAUGGCCAAGAAGUAUCGACGGCAUUUGAGGAGCUGGACGAUGAAAUCUAUCAAUGUGAGUGGUAUGAAUUCUCAUACAAAGUACAACGCAUAUUCCCAAUUAUGAUGAUUGUGGCACAAGAAACGGUUAAUGUGGAAUCUACUGGAGAUUUUGUGUGCAAUCGAGUAACAUUUAACAAGAUUUGCAAAGCGGGUUAUAGCUAUUAUCAGGUACUUCGAAAGUUUUAUUGA